GACACAUAAACACACACACAUGUACAUCCGAGUACACACAAAUGUGUGUUGUAUUGGAUUUUUUUCUCGACGAAGAACAUUUCGGAUUGCUGCACUUUUCGGGAUUUCGGCUUCGAAUUGAAUGUCCAAAAUGAACGAGGGGAGCCAGUACUCCAUUCACACGGUGUGUCGGACAUGUCUAUCCACCCUAGACAACACGGCUGCCUACGAUCUGUUUCGGGUACCCGGUUUGGCCAAAAAGCUGUGCGUGUGCACCUCAUUAUCAGUGGAGCAGGCGGAUGGCUUUCCCAAGAACCUCUGCACUAUCUGCUACUCCAAGCUGAACGACCUGGCCGACUUCCAGAAGCAGUGCGUCGAUUCGGUCCAAAAGUUCCAGGAUCUGGUGGCCAGCAACGCCUUCACCUGCGCAACCAGUUUCGAUGUCCUGGACACCAGUGCCCCCGUAGCGGAUCUGCCGGGUGAGGAGGAGGACAACGUACACUUUGAUCCGCUGCUCAACUCCAAGAUCGAGAUCAUCGAGAACGAGGAGGAUGUCUUCAAGAUGCUGGAGUCCGUGGAAAAGGAAGUCGAGGAGGUGGAAAUGGAGAUGGAGCAGCCGUUUGCCGACGAAUCGCAGGACGAUUCCUUCGAGAGCGGCAACGAUAAUGACCAGGACGCGGACUUUCAGCUAAACAGCAGCGACGACGACAUUCCGCUGGCCCAGCGCAGUAGACGCGGCGCCGCCCGUGGAUCCAAGUCGAAGGCCAAAUCGAAGGCGUCAGCCAAGCGGCAGGAGGAGGAGGAGUCCGAGGAAUCGAGCUCCUCGGAGGACUCCGAUGGCAACCCCAAGGAUAAGCCGAAGCGCAAGAGGAUUCCAGCCACCGAGCGGGAUCGCCACCGGCUGAUUGACUGCCACAUCUGUCACCAGAAGUUCAAGAAGGCCAUCCGCUACGAGGAGCACAUGAAGCAUCACAACGACCUGCUACCCUUCCAGUGUACCGUGGAGAGCUGCCGGAAAGGCUUUACCACCGCCAACGGAUUGCGUGUUCAUGUGGAGCACGCCCACACAGAGACCUCGGCCAUGCACCCGUGCACCUACGAGGGCUGCAACAAGACGUUCGCCCGCCCCGUGCUGCUCAGCUUCCACAUGAAGCGGGUGCACAAGGUGGACACUCCGCAGCGGGACUUCCCCUGCACGGAGUGUGAGAAGGUCUUCCGCUGCCCGACGGCACUCAAGAAGCACAUGUACAAGCACACCGGCGAGGAGCUGCCCUUCGCCUGCGAGAUCUGCGGCAAGCGAUUCCCGAUCAACAGUGUGCUUCGCGACCAUCUGCUGCGGCAUGCGGGCAUCAAGAACCAUGUGUGUCCGUACUGCGGAGUGGGCAAGACGACGCGCCAGGAGUGGAACAAGCACAUCCUGACCCACACCAAGGAGAAGAAGUACGAGUGCCGGCAGUGCGACCACGCCUCCCACAACAAACAGGCGUUGGCCAAUCACGUCAAGGUGGUGCACGAGAAGCGCAAGGAUUUCGCGUGCCAGUACUGCGGCAAGACCUUCGGCAAGUCGCACGCCUGCAAGAUUCACGAGCGGAGCCACACGGGAGAGAAGUGCUGCGAGUGCAAGAUCUGCGGCAAGGUGUUCCUCUUCGAGAAGGGCCUGACCAAGCACUUGAAGACGCACGAGAAGCGCGAUCUGCCCAAGACGCAGGGCGUCAAUCCCCUGAUCGGUGGUGAUGGGGCCAGUGGUUCCGCGACGAUUGCCAAGCCCAGUCCACAUCUGCGCGGUCGCGUCGAGCGUGUGGACAUUGCCCAGUUGGCGGGCACGGUGGCCAAUCCAAUACCAUCGGUGAAUCUGCCUUCCUGGUCGCCCCAAGUUAACUUCACCAAGAAGGAGGGUCAGCACAUCUGUCCCGAUUGCGGCAAGGGCUUUAACCACGUGAGCAACAUGAAGCUGCACUACAAGGUGGUGCACCAGAAGGUGAAGGACUUCUGCUGCCGCUUCUGUCCAAAGAGGUUCGCCAAGAAGCAGUACCUGCGGCAUCACGAGUACAUUCACACCGGCGAAAAGCCGUACGAGUGCAAGGUGUGCGGCAAGCACUUCCGCCAGGAGCAGGUGCUCAAGACACACAUGAAGGUGCACGACAAGCCGCCGCGUCCACCGGGCAAGCCCAAGGAGCCGGCGGGACCGAAGACGGAGACGACCACGGUGAAGCGCCAGCAGCCGAAGAACUUUGAGCAGUACCAGGAUCCGGCCGCGGAACGGGCGGCGGCUACUGCAGAACUGCUGGCCUACCAAAUCGAGGAGAACGAGGCAAAGAGGAAGGCGGAGGCCGAGCUCAGGAAGAUCCAGGAAGCGGCCUUCGAGCAGCUGAAUAAGCUGCAAAAGCAGACGAACACGUACGACGGCUUCUACGCUCAGAAAGCGGAAGCGGAGGGCACUUCAGUGGAUGCCCUGAAGCUGGACCAUGUCUGAGCGGCAGGAUAAACCGGAUAUACCUGCUACCUAACCCGUAGCCGCAUCCCGAUCCCUUUCAUUAUGUGUUUCUAUGAAGGACAUAUGAGUUAUAGGUCUUUAAGGUUUACCAACUAGUUUACGUCACUUUGCGAGCAUGUUUUUACUAUUUUGUAUUUAAACUUCCCCCUCUCAGCUGCUUAAGUUUGUACUUUACUAAUUGUAUUCAUUUAUAACUGAUUUUAAUGAUUUAACUAUAAUAAACAGUAAUAAGCAUUCAAA
This is a messenger RNA of Drosophila ficusphila, 2713 nucleotides long. RefSeq names its product zinc finger protein 26 (gene D19B). The transcript has 2 exons. Gene Ontology annotation, cellular component: nucleus. Gene Ontology annotation, biological process: regulation of transcription by RNA polymerase II. Bases 122 to 2452 code for a protein of 776 amino acids. Gene Ontology annotation, molecular function: zinc ion binding; RNA polymerase II cis-regulatory region sequence-specific DNA binding; DNA-binding transcription activator activity, RNA polymerase II-specific. The record is from RefSeq and is a predicted model, not a curated record. Lineage: Eukaryota; Metazoa; Arthropoda; Insecta; Diptera; Drosophilidae.